Molecule: messenger RNA, 1606 nt
Organism: Musca domestica (house fly)
Lineage: Eukaryota; Metazoa; Arthropoda; Insecta; Diptera; Muscidae
Exons: 2
Coding region: 93-1073 (326 amino acids)
Source: RefSeq, a predicted model, not a curated record
CCAACUGCAUAUUGUCGAUAUCAGUCUCAAUUCGGAUCUCGUCGAAAGCAAAACGAUAGUUUAGUGUCAUAGUUUCCUCUAACAGCUCAACAAUGCGUUUGUUUGUGUUUCCUUGUCUCGCCUUGUGCUUGGCUUUGGUUAGCUGUGCCGAAGAAAAAGCAGCAAGUGAUAGCAAAGAUGAUAAGACCAUUGAAAAGCGUGGCCUACAUUUUGGCAGUCAUCAUGGCCAUCAUGAACACAUCAAGACCAUUACCAUUGAAAAGAAGGUUCCAGUGCCCUAUGAAGUGGUAAAACACAUUCCAUACACCGUGGAAAAGAAGGUACCCUAUGAGGUAAAGGUACCUGUGCCAGAACCCUAUAUUGUGGAAAAGAAGGUUCCGGUACAUGUCAAGGAAUACGUUAAGGUUCCGGUACACAAACCCGUACCCUAUACUGUGGAAAAGAAAGUACCUUACGAAGUCAAAUAUCCUGUCGACAAGCCUUAUGAAGUCAAGGUUCCCGUGCCACAACCCUACGAAGUUGUCAAGAAAAUCCCCUAUGAAGUGAAGGUGCCAGUACCCCAACCCUACGAAGUCAUCAAAAAGGUACCCUAUGAGGUUAAGGUUGAAGUACCCGUACCCAAACCCUACGAAGUCAUCAAGAAGGUACCCUAUGAAGUCAAGGUACCCGUAGAGAAACCCUAUCCCGUCGAAGUACCCAAACCCUACCCCGUUGAAGUUGAGAAACCCUACAAAGUUGUGGUGGAAAAGAAGGUGCCAUAUGAAGUCAAAGUGCCCGUAGACAAACCAUACAAAGUGGAGGUUGAAAAACCCUACCCCGUUCAUGUCAAGGUACCUGUGCCCCAACCCUAUGUUGUUGAAAAAAAGGUGCCCUACAAAGUUGAAAAGCCCGUACCAUAUGAAGUUAAGGUACCCAUUGAGAAACCAUUCCCCGUCUACAAGGAAGUCAAGGUUCCUGUGCACAAAGAAAUUCCCAUCCCCGAAAAAUAUCACGUAGAAGCUCCCAUCUUUGAGAAGCAUGAACAUCAUGGUCAGGAGGAAUACCAUGGCCACCAUGGUUACCACAAGAAAUAAAUUUGAUAUGUGGCGGUAAAUUCUGAGAAAAUAAAGAAGAACACGCAGCAAAAGUCAUCUGUAAUAGUAACAAAUUCAACCUUCAGCACAAAUAUUAAAUUUCCGAAAAGCAAAAAAACGAAAAUCGAAACCAAGCACAGAACGCGAUUACAAGUGAAAAGCAAUAUUACAACAAAACUCUUUGCAAACACCAACACCAAAAUAGAGAAAAAUGCAAAUAACAGAAACAAAGCACGCACCGUUGAGCUGGACGGAUCACUAAGGAGGAGGAGGAGGAGAAGAAGUAGAAGGAGGAACAAGCGAGACAUCCAUAUUGAGGAGAAAACUGUAAACUCUUUUUCGAACAAACGUGAUGGGGCUAUGCUGUGAAGGGGAGGUGGCCUUCAGCCCCUCCCCAAAGCAUAGUCCACCAGAAAUUAGAGUAAGCCAAAUAUAAUUAAAUUAUAUAGCCUUAUAAAAUACUCAUGUUGACAUUGUAGCUUAAGUUUUUAAAUAAUAUUUGUUUUGUUAUUUUUAAAUAAAUAAAUUAGGCA